AGGGCUGACAGAGACCGAGCCUGAAGAGAGGCUAUUUACAUCGCUGCCUUCUCAGGGCACCAGUCAAGUUUCCAUGGGCCGUACGUGCUGCUAAGUAGUGUUGACGCAAGAGAAGAAGGAGCGCUGAGACGAGAUAAGUUGGCAAGUCCCACUUUGAAUCGUGCUCUGUGUUCAGGAGAGAGGGUCGGGCGUCUCUACCCGUUGACUCGCUAAUGCCUGAAGACUGGCACUGCUUUGAUCUCCCCUCUCUCCCAGCUCCUAGCAGAUAAUUGCGCCUUGCUUUUCCAUAGCAGAGGGACUCCCCCGGGAUUUAUCCACGUGCGCUCCCAGCACUUGGUGGCUGGGACGUCUUGGUUUGGUCCUGGCAUUACAGGGUGGCUCAUUCUGAACCAAGAUUAAAAAAAAAAAAAAAGUUUUCAGAAGGGGUAAUGUGAAUUACCUCUGUUCCCAUUUUUUUUUUCCCUUUUAUUGCUUACUAUUUAUUUUGCAUUUGCCCUAUAAAAAUGCUUAGAAGCUCUGCGAAGAAAUUAAAUCUCAGAUUUUCUGCAGAGAACCGUUCAGAGAGACAAGGCAGCCUUUUCGCUCCAUCAGAAGCAAAAGGAAUGGAGCACGUGGACUGGCUGAAGGGACAAUAACGAACCCUUCCCCUUUAACAGCAGGAUGCUAGUGAUGGUAUUGCCUCUGAUCUGACUUGACUUCACAGCUGGUUCAUCCAGCAAGCAUCGUGCCCCAGAGGAGCAAGAAGAUUAUAUAACCUGUUCUGCCAGCAGAGACUUCUCUCCAGCGAGACCGGACUCUGCAUUGGUUCUGAAAGGAGGAUUACAGAACAAUAGUUGGCCUCCCUUCUUUGCCCAGGAAAAAAAAUAAGUCCCCGGGGGAAUGGGGAAAAAAAAAAAAAAAGAAAGAAAGAAAAUCAAACUGCAGCAAACAUCAACUCAUCCAGGCAGCUCCUGCCACCGAGAGAGGAGCUUUUCACUUCGUGUUUGUGCACGGAGGCGUCUGUUCGCGCUGGGGCUCCUGGAUGCUCCCAGCGGAGCAUGGUGGCACCGUCCAACAAAGAAAGAAAGAAAGAAAAAGUUCUGCUUCCCCCAGGAAUGCUUCAGCUGCGGAGCCUCCUCCCGGGCUGCAGCCAGCGGUGGCUUUGGCCAGUGGCUCGGCAGACGGCCUGCGAGCGCCUCUGGUUGCCAAAGCGGGGUGUCCGCAUAGCUGCCGUUGCUGAGAGCCUCUCCGGGAAGGCAGCAUUGUCUGCGGGCAGCAGGGGAAGGAGGGCAGCGCGCGCCAGAAUUCCUGGGCUCCUCACCCUGCAAUAAACUCCCCGCGGUCUCGGAUGAAUCACUUCCAUGCUGCUGCUCCUCGCUAAUCCCCACUCGCGAAGCCGUACCUAGCUCCGAGGAAGAGCCGGGGCCCCGCCGUGCCAGGGGCAGCACGAAGGGGCCUUUCCCUCACCCAGCGGGCCCCCGGCUGUCCCUGGGAGUGCAGGAGGUCUCCCCGAGACAGAGACAGCAACAGCGACGGUGCUGGCACGCCGGUGAUCACGCGGCCUCCCGCAAACUCGAUCAAGGUGGAGAUGUACAGCGAUGAGGAAGCCAGCCGGCUGCUGUCACAGGACGAGCGGAUGCUGGAGAAGGAGGACAGCGUCAUCGUGGAGGACUCGCUCUCGGAGCCCCUGGGCUACUGUGACGGGACGGGCCAGGAGCCGCACUCGCCUGGCGGCAUCCGGCUGCCCAACGGCAAGCUGAAAUGCGACAUCUGCGGCAUGGUGUGCAUCGGCCCCAACGUGCUGAUGGUGCACAAGCGCAGCCACACCGGAGAACGGCCGUUCCACUGCAACCAGUGCGGAGCCUCCUUCACUCAGAAGGGAAACCUCCUGCGCCACAUCAAGCUGCACUCCGGCGAGAAGCCCUUCAAAUGUCCCUUCUGCAACUACGCCUGCCGCCGGCGGGAUGCGCUCACCGGCCACCUGCGGACGCACUCUGUCUCCUCCCCCACAGUCGGCAAGCCCUACAAGUGCAACUACUGCGGCCGCAGCUACAAGCAGCAGAGCACGCUGGAGGAGCACAAGGAGCGGUGCCACAACUACCUGCAGAGUCUCAACACUGAACCGCAGUCGCUGGCCAGCCAGCAAGGUGACGAGAUGCGAGACCUGGAGAUAGUGCCGGACUCCCUGCUUCACCCCUCGUCCGAUCGGCCGACGUUUAUUGACCGGCUGGCGAACAGCCUCACCAAACGGAAACGAUCGACACCUCAGAAAUUCGUGGGGGAGAAGCAGAUGCGAUUCGCCCUCUCCGACCUCCCCUUCGACGUGAACACCGGCUUCGAGAAGGACAUGGAGAUGGUCUCGGCCCACCACCCCCUGGACCCCUCCUACGGCAGCUCCCUGUCCCUGAUGGGAGGGGAGCACCUGCGCCCACUCCGGCUGCCCCCCACAAACUGCAUCUCGGAGGUCACCCCCGUCAUCAGCUCCGUCUACACCCAGGUCCAGCCCCUGCCGGGCCGCCUGGAGAUGCCGGGGAGCCGGGAAGCCGUCGAGGGGCACGAGGACGUGGCGGACGGGGUGCAGGUGGUGUACCGGGGCCGGGAGCCGGGCGUUUCGCCCAGCAACGGCUGCCAGGACUCCACGGACACGGAGAGCAACCACGAGGAGCGGACGUCGCAGCUGCCGGCGGGGAACUGCGCCAGCAGCCGCCAGAGCCCAGCCUACGCCAAAGAGGACCCCAAGGUGCCGGAGGGGCCCCCGGCCGCCCGCUCCACGCCCAGCUCAGCCAAAGACGCCCUGCGCGUGGUCAACGAGGACGGGGAGCAGAUCAGGGCCUUCAAGUGCGAGCACUGCCGCAUCCUCUUCCUGGACCACGUCAUGUUCACCAUCCACAUGGGCUGCCACGGCUUCAGAGACCCUUUCGAAUGCAACAUCUGUGGCUACCACAGCCAGGACCGGUACGAGUUCUCCUCCCACAUAGUGCGGGGCGAGCAUAAAGUCGGCUAAACCUCCCCCCACCCCAAGCCCCCCAGGCCUGACCCCACUCCUCCUCUGUCUCUAGCUCAGCCCCUCCACCCUUAGGGCAUGGAACUGUUGGUUUUUCUUUUAUACUCCUUUGCACUGACUUUGGCUACAAAAAUAUUUAAAAAAAAUAAUCAAUAACUAAAAAAAAAAAAAAAAAAAACCAACCCCGGAGAGGGGGAGCUCUUAACAAUUUGCCUUUUAUAAAUGGAGUUAUUUAAAUAUUAACGGACUUUUUUGUGCUUUCCUCUCCCUCCACCUCCCUCUGUUAUUUAUUGAGCUGCUUAGUUUCUCUUUUUAUAACUUUUUCCACCCCCAAAGUCUCGCUUGAAUUUCUGAGACUGGUCCCCCCCCCCCCAACAUCCCGUGCCGGCCCCGCGGCCGGACCCAACCUCACAUUAGGUGCUAAAACCCCCCCGGGCUGCCCGGCUCCGGCCGCUCCUCUCCCAUGGGUGCCAGGGGGGCUCAUCAUGGGUUUAACACCGGGGGGGGGGGAGGGGGCAAAACCAGGACCCCCUCCUCCCGGCGGGGGCUUCCCCCCCAGCCCCGAGCCCGUCCCUGUCCCGGGGGGCUCGGGGUUGCUCCGAGAAAUGAAGGAAAACCAGAGCCCGGUGGGGCCGGGGCGAAGGCUCCGCUCUCCCUGCGGUUCCCUCCUCUUCCUCGCUGCCCCGGUGUCCCAGCUCGAGGGGCCCUGGGGGGGGGAGCUGCGUUUUUGGGGGCGAUAACCAAAAACGGCGAGCGGGGAGCACCGAGGCCCCCCGGGCACCGAGGUCGCUCAGCAGCAGCUCGCCAGACUGCUCUCCUGAGGUCGAAACCAAAGGCUGUUCUUUUUUCUACAAAAACAAACAAAACCACCUCACGAGUCGGCAACGCCUGUUGCCCCGAUUUGUUCUUUUUUCGCUUGUUUUUUUUUCCUUAAUUUUUUUUUCCUUCUCCUUUCUUGCUUUUCCGUCGGCGGUGUUCGUGUCCUGGACGGCGACGGCGGUGGCACCACGGGGACAGCUCGGGGCCCGUCGGUGCUGGGGGGGCAGCCCUGCUCUGCCGAGCCCCCCGGGGACGAAGCUUCCCCAGCUUCAGGCCUUCGGUGGGCAGCUGCCUUUGGGGGGCUUCGGGGGUCUCGGGGGGGCCACUCGGUGCUGCCUGCCCCCUCCCCGCCAUGUCCCCCGCCCCCAGAAGGGGCUUCAAAAGCAGACCCGGGAGCUCGGCUGCCCCCAAGCUCGGCCUUUUCUUUCCGUCUCUUUUCUUUUACCUGUAAGAGAGUCUAAGACAAAUGUAGGAAUUUUGUAAAACUCCAGGUCGCUUUACUGUGUAAAUAUCUAUAUUUUUUAAUCAGAUGUAUGAAGAACAAAACGAUGAUGUGCAAUACCCCGCCCCUCCCGGCUACGGCCGCUCCUUCCUUCCCGACGAGUUUUCAGUUGUAGAGCGUUCAUGGAUUUGCUGUCGUCUUGGUUUUCCCCUUUUUUGUGAGGUUAGACUCGCUUUUGGACAAAACAACCCCCCCCCCCCGAGCUCUUACCGCAGCAGCUUUUUGUAUCUGUAAGAUAUUGUAAGUACCUAUUUGUGUAAUGGAGAUCUACUACUGUAAGUUUUGUACUGUACUGGCUGAAGGUCUGUUAUAAAUAAACCGGAGUAAU
This is a messenger RNA of Cygnus olor (mute swan), 4632 nucleotides long. It is a transcript of the gene IKZF4, whose product is annotated as IKAROS family zinc finger 4. Gene Ontology annotation, biological process: regulation of transcription by RNA polymerase II. Gene Ontology annotation, molecular function: RNA polymerase II cis-regulatory region sequence-specific DNA binding; DNA-binding transcription factor activity. The record is from RefSeq and is a predicted model, not a curated record. The transcript is spliced from 6 exons. The coding region runs from base 1568 to 2983 and encodes 471 amino acids. Lineage: Eukaryota; Metazoa; Chordata; Aves; Anseriformes; Anatidae.